Malania oleifera is the source of this 1675-nucleotide messenger RNA. RefSeq names its product soluble inorganic pyrophosphatase 4-like. Gene Ontology annotation, cellular component: cytoplasm. Gene Ontology annotation, biological process: phosphate-containing compound metabolic process. The record is from RefSeq and is a predicted model, not a curated record. Lineage: Eukaryota; Viridiplantae; Streptophyta; Magnoliopsida; Santalales; Ximeniaceae. Gene Ontology annotation, molecular function: inorganic diphosphate phosphatase activity; magnesium ion binding. The transcript is spliced from 9 exons. Bases 544 to 1194 code for a protein of 216 amino acids.
GGCUUCUGGUUUGCGAAUCGUCAUUUCUAGAGUUUUCGGUGCGAUUUUUCUUUUUCUUUUUUGAGUCGUCUUUUAGGUGAUUUGGUGAUAUUUUACUACAUUUUGCAUCUCUGUUUUUCGUCUCUUGUUCUGUUCAAGCCUCGUGGAUCUGAUAGACUGUUCAUUGUCGUGUUCUUGGCUUUAGUUGAGUGUUCCCAAAUGUUCGCGUGUGAUGAUUAUUUCGGAGAUCUGAUGAGUCGAUGAUCAUUUUUAGGAAUUUUACUUUCCAUCUUUCUGGAAUAUUUCAUGGCACCUUCAUUUCGUGCUGAUUUUAGUUACUCUUGAGAUCGGCAUGACUACUUUUUGGUUUUCCUAAUCUUGCAUAAAUUGACUGAAUCAAGUGUUGGUUGAAUAGUGUGAUAUUUUUUUGGAGCCAUUUUUUUUUUAAUAUUUUUAUACAUUUUUCAUUUUCACUUACUUUUUGUUUGAUCGCUUAAAGUGGAACAGCUGUUAUUUGAUUGUGGUUCUAUCUACAGACAGAUCUAUCCUUCAGAUUUUGCAGUUAUGGCUCCACCUAUUGAGGUUCCAAACAAAACUGUUCACACUCAACAAUCCCCACAUCCACCUCUUAACGAAAGAAUACUUUCAUCAUUGACCAGGAGGCAAAUGGCUGCACACCCUUGGCAUGAUCUUGAGAUAGGACCUGGAGCUCCAAUGGUUUUCAAUUGUGUUGUUGAAAUUAGCAAAGGAAGCAAGGUGAAGUAUGAACUUGACAAGAAGACUGGGUUGAUCAAGGUUGACCGUGUACUCUACUCCUCAGUUGUGUACCCUCACAAUUAUGGCUUCAUCCCACGUUCUUUGUGUGAGGACAAUGACCCCAUGGAUGUUUUAGUUAUCAUGCAGGAACCAGUUCUUCCAGGAUGUUUUCUUCGGGCUAAAGCGAUAGGCCUCAUGCCUAUGAUUGAUCAGGGAGAAAAAGAUGACAAGAUAAUUGCUGUGUGUUAUGAUGAUCCUGAGUACCGCGAUUACAAUGACAUAAAGGACCUCCCACCGCAUCGUUUGGCUGAGAUACGCCGCUUCUUUGAGGACUAUAAGAAAAAUGAAAACAAAGAAGUUGCAGUUAACGACUUUCUGCCAGCCACUGCUGCCUAUGAAGCAAUCCAGCAUUCCAUGAAUCUUUAUGCAAACUAUAUUGUGGAGGGCCUGCGGCGAUAGCAUGUUCCUCACAUGAAGUGUUCAACUUUUGGAGCGCGACCCUCUGUUAUAGGGAAUAUGCAGUUACAUAAGCUUGUUUAUUUAUACGAAGCGGUUUUGCCAAAAACUAUACUAUGUUUUUUGACUGAUUUCAUAUAGUUCUUAUAGGUCAAAGUAUUGAUAUAUUUUUACCCUUGAAAUGGUGUAAUGGGUGUGAUGUUGAUGCCAUGAUUUUUCAUUUUGCCUCAUAUUGGCAGCUAUCAAGGAACUGAUCCUAUUUAGAUUUGAUUUUCUUAAAAAAUAUUAUUGUUGAUCGUGUAAAAAAAAAUUUCCAUGGCUCCAUGUAAUUAUGGGUUAUUUAUAUUGCUAACACGUCUUUUAAUUUCUUUUUGGGAAAAAAAAGGAGUCAGCAUACGUUACUCUAUUUACAACUAGUGUACAAAAUACCUUAUGUGCACAUUGUACGGUGCAAUAUCGUAGCAUGGGAGAACGUGCUUUUAUA